Molecule: messenger RNA, 3585 nt
Organism: Adineta ricciae
Lineage: Eukaryota; Metazoa; Rotifera; Eurotatoria; Adinetida; Adinetidae
Source: the annotation of a GenBank genome assembly
AUGGUUCCUCCUCCAAUAAUUGGCGGUUGGAACGCCGAUUCCGACAGCUCGGAAGACAAUCUCGAUGAUGAAAAACCGAAUUCUGAGAAUAUUCCCGACCUAGUUUGCAUCACGCCUGAUGCAUCGCGCGGAUAUACUAAUAUGGGUCCAAUAGAAGAAGUAUUCGCCGUUCCUGCCAAUAGCUAUCUGGAUGUGGAAGUGCAGGAGCAGCGUCUUAACUCUGAUAGAUACCAGAAGCUAAAGCCUGUAUGGUUAAAGGCUACUAUAUAUAAACGACAUAUUGACACCGGCGAAGAGACCGGAAAAUGCGAAAAUUUGAGAGACGUAAUUAGAGCUCGUGGAAAGCGAACGGAAAAAAACAAACCAAUCGACCAAUGCGGACACAUUGUGGCAAACACAUUAGGUGGGAGGAUGCUUGACAUCAACACUUUUCCACAAAAUCCAGCCCUUAAUUGCGGUCACGUAGGAACACAUUUGCUUUGGCGAGCAUUUGAAGCCCUUAUGAAACAGUGGGUUAAGACAAUCCCGGAGAAAUAUAAUCCAAGAGUGGAAUUUAUUGUGAAACUCUUUUACGACGAUUCAAAUUAUCCUGAUCGACCUAAUAAGUUUUUCUACUCCAUUCGAUUCCUAGUGGAUGACGAUGAAGAUAGUGAAGCGGACGAAAAUGGCCAGAAGAAAUCCAUAUCUAUAUCUCAACUUCUGCGUAAUUGUAUACACACAAUUUUUGCAUGCCGAGCGAUGCAAUUAAAUACAAUCAAGGGAAAAGUUAAGGAGACAAUCAAAUCAUUAAGAGGAAGAUGCAAAAAAAAUACCGAUCAGUUAAUGAAAGACUUGUUUUUAGCCAUUGAUGAGAUCAAAACACCAAUUCCAAUUUCAACAGAUGAACCACCGAAACCUGUUGAAUGGCAGCCACGUCAUGUUGAUCUUCGUGAACAGAAGCCAGAAGGUCGAACUUACUUUGACUGGAGCGAUAGUGAAUUGCAACAAUGGAAAGAAAAAGCCAUCAAAAUGCAGGAUGCACACGUGAAAGAUAAUAAUCGCACAGAAUGGUUCGCCUACAAUUUCGAACAUCGAGAUGCUUUGGAAUUACGUAUUUUAGUAGCACUUCAUGGUGUUCGAAUGCCGGCGGAAAGCAGUAAAGCAGCGCCUUCAUGUCCUACAAAAACUUAUUCACGUGAAGAACGACUUGAAGCUCGCAAAAUAAAGAAGGUGAUUACCAGGCACUGCGAUACUCCAGAACAUAUUCAUUUUAAUAUCAUCUACGUAUCAACUGCAACUAAAAUGGCUAAUGACCCAGCAUUUUAUGCAAGCGAAGAGCCAGUUUUCGUCAUCAAUGUACAACGGAAGUUCAUCGAUAGAAAUGGUAGAGUUUACACUAACUUUGAAGAUUAUAAAGCAAACAACACAUUACCAAAAGCUGCUACAUUAGCGCCGAAAGAUGGAACUUAUACACCUACAGAGACAAGCAACGGCCGUGUCCUUCUAGAGCUAGGUGAAACACCAGCUACCUGUCUAGUUUCACGUAUCAAAGCUGUCACUGAUACAGUUGUCAUGGUUGGUGGAAUUGCUUUAGGUGUGACAGGUGUAGUCACAUAUUUCGCUCCUGCUCUAUUCUCCGCAACGGCAGCGAGUGUCGUUCAAACUGGUUCUUUCUUUGUUAUGACUUAUGGUCUAGCCGGAACUGCUUAUGGCAUUUAUGAUAAGACCACGCAUGAUGAGGGCAUUAGUACUGAAGUUUUUAUUCUGAUUUCUGCAGCAUUAUCGACUUACUCUGGUGUGCUUCGAGCACAGGCCAUGAAAUACGCACGUGAAGGAAAAACGUUUGCGGAAACUAUGGAAAAAAUUGGUAAACUCCGUAGUGCCAUGUUCACCAUCGCCAAUACGCUGACCAUAUUCUCGAGUUCGGCAGCACUUCUUUCUAGUAUUUUUAAUCUCUUGACGAAAAGAGAACGUACAUGGUUAGAUUACUAUCAACUUUGCAUGAGUACAUUUAUGCUUUGUAAUGUUCUAACAAAACCAAGAACUCUUAAAAGCGUUUUCGAAUCAGAACAAAUGCAGUGUUUAAAACAAGUUAAAUCAAAUCUUAAAUCCGAAGAAGCUAAGGAAGAAAUGACGAAGAUGGAAAAAGCGCAUUCGACCUCUGAUCAAAAAGCAUAUAUGAUUCGAAACUUGACCAAGAUCGAAAAUCCCACUGAGUUCUUCGAAUUGAUCCGAAAAACUGGUAGUGUUGUUACUUGUACUGCUGAUGGGAUGAUCGUCGAUGGAAAUAUUGAUAUUACCCCAGAAGCGUACAAUCAAAUCGGCAAAGCUGCGUUCGUCGAAAAGCUCGACACAAUUGGUGCAAGUCGGGAGGAUACUUUUCGUGAGAGCGUGGAUGAAGAGUUUGACAAGUAUAUCCCAGAAGAAAAUAAGGAAAAGUUUCGAACCGAAUUAGAAAAGGUUAAAAAGUUACCUGCCGAACAACAGGAAGCAGCAACGAAAAAACUAGUUCAAGAUUUGGGAGGUCAAGGUGGUCCAUCGGAAGAAGAGUUCAAUUCUUCGUGGAAAAAUUCUCAAACAGUUUACGAAAAUACGAUGAAUGAAAAGGUCGAUAACGUGAUCGACCGAUGGGAGGAAGGAACUACUGAUCCUGAACAAAAGAAAGACUUCACCAAUCUUAGAGAUUUGGCGAAAAAACGUGUUUAUGGUACGAUGACAAACGGAGAAAGUGAACAGUACAGUGAAAACUUCAACAAAUGCUCAAGUCAUCGAAAAGAGUACUUUUUCCAAUCAUCAGCCAAUCAUCGCGAUGACGUAAAUAAUCCUACCAGUGAUGACACUUUCAGAAAGAAUAUUGAAACGUUUACCAACUCACAGAAUGAACGUUUGUGUUAUCAUAUCAAUAUUGAUGAUGUGAAAAAGAAUUUACGCGACGCUUUUGGCGUACCAAAUCAUGAGGAUAUUACGAUAAACGGUGUCAAAGUGUUCGAAAAUAUGAAACCUAGCGAUUAUCAUCGACUCAAUCGUCUGCUACAAGACAACGGCCCAAAUGGACCACGUCUACUGGCUAAUAUCAAAACUAUUGUUGAAGAUCCCAGCUUUAAUGGGAAGAUGCGAACAACUAAUGAUAUAUUUGCAAUAGCAGACGAUAUUAAGAACAAAAUGGAUAUACCUGCGGAAGAUCAAUGUCAAGCAUCUAACAACACCCCAUCGAAUAGCACAAAUUCAACAGAGAAUUCCAAUACAACUACUGAAGCAGUGAAUACAUCUCGUUCUGAAGAAGCAGGUCUCAGUCUUCCCGGCAUAUGUGAUGAUUCUCAUUCCGAAACAACAAAUCCUGGUCUCCCUGACGCCUCAGCGGAACCCAGUAGUGAUCCUCCCAUGAGUCAUCAAGUUGAAACGAAUGCAGAAAAUACCGAAACUGAUCAUUCCUAUCCUGGUGUUGAAGCAUUUCCUACUGUUAAGAUAAAUCAAACCGAAACAGAAUACAGCACAGAACCUGCUAGAAAACCGUUUGGUAUCCGUGGAUUUCUUGGCCUUGUAUUUAAGUUAUCGGCAAUAAGCCACGGAAACGGAGGAAGCGAAUUAAAGCUAUACGAAAAUUGA